ACUUUGGAUUGUUUAGCCACCAAAAAAAAUAUCGAAAAUUAAAAAAAAAAUCGAAAACUGAAAAAAGAAAAAGUGGUUGAAAACCAUUUUCGUUUAGACGGAAGGGAGGAGAGACUGUGUGUGGAAAUAUAGGGUCAGAGAGGCAUGGAGACUGCCAUACGUGGUAGAUUAUCUCUCUCACCAAACACCGUCUUUAAUCCUAAACCAGGAGAGAAACGGUCACUGUGCAGAGGACCAUGCAUCAAUCGUGGCAUUCUCAUGGCUAUAUCGACCACAGGACCAAGUAAAGGAGGAGGAAUCUUGGAGAAGCCAGUUAUAGAGAGAACCAGUCCUGGUCGUGAAUCUGAGUUUGAUCUGAGGAAGUCAAGAAAAAUAGCCCCACCUUAUCGGGUCAUGCUGCACAACGACAACUACAAUAAACGGGAAUAUGUUGUCCAAGUAUUGAUGAAAGUGAUCCCGGGGAUGACCCUAGACAAUGCAGUUAAUAUAAUGCAAGAAGCACACUACAAUGGGUUGGCAGUGGUGAUUAUUUGUGCACAGGCUGAUGCUGAAGAACACUGCAUGCAGUUAAGGGGGAAUGGGCUUCUGAGUUCAAUUGAACCAGCAAGUGGUGGUUGCUGAAGAGUAGAUCCAUUUGGCUUUUACCACUGUUAAUGUAUAUACAUACCCCUUUUAGAGCUUUAAAUGCUGUAUAUCUGAGUGGUGAUACAUUGUUGUAUGAUCCCUGGACCUGGACAUUUUGUAUGGUCAAAUUAUAGACAAGAGGAUGGAUGUUAGGUACUAA
Molecule: messenger RNA, 784 nt
Organism: Gossypium raimondii (Peruvian cotton)
Lineage: Eukaryota; Viridiplantae; Streptophyta; Magnoliopsida; Malvales; Malvaceae
Exons: 3
Coding region: 145-621 (158 amino acids)
Biological process (GO): proteolysis; protein catabolic process
Source: RefSeq, a predicted model, not a curated record